AUGAGCAAUUCUACAAACAAACAAUUGGCAAAAGAACAUUCAUUAGAUAUACCUCAUAUAUCAUGUAUUGAAUUUCCUUUAAAAGUUAAAAAUGUUGAUAAAGCAUUUAAUAUGGUUGGUGGUAAAGAAAAAAUUAUACAAUCAUGUCUUGAUAAUCAAAUCCCUUUAGAACUUAGAUUAACUAAAAAUUUAUAUGAACAUCCUAUAAAUGCUAAAACUAAUGCCAAUGAACAUCUUUUAAUUAAAAUUUCAAUUCCUAAAAGGGAAUAUAAAGAAAAUAAUUUUAAUAUUCAAAAAACUUUACAAAAUUUACAUUCAAAUGGUAAAAAAAAUGUUCAUAUAACACCAAUUGCAAUUAUAAAUAAAACUUUUAGAUUUAGAGAAAUGUCUGAUUUCCAAUAUCAAGUUAAAAAUUCAAAAUUUGUUAAACAAGUUAAUGAAUCAAUUCAUGAUUUAAAUUUUGAAAAAAUUAAAAAUUUAAAAUUUGAACAAGAUACUAAACCAUGGGAUUUUGAUAAUAAACAACAAAAAUUAUUUGAUUUACCUCCACCUCCAAGAUUCAGUUCCAUACCAUUACCAUUCAAUUAUAAUUAUAAAAAAAAUGCCUUGACUGUGGUUAAAGAAGGUAAAUUAGUUACUAGAAAUAAAAGUAUAAAAUUACAUUCAAUAAUUAUAAAAUAUUCAGAUCCAACUCCACAAGAAUCCUCAAAAGAAUUACAAUCUCAAUUAGAAACAUUCCAAUCUCAGAGAGAGAAUCCAUUUUAUAAAGAUAUUUUAUUAACAUUAGAUAUAAUUAUUAAAUUAUUUGAAGAAAAACCAAUAUGGUUAAGAAAACAUCUUGAAUCUAUAUUACCAAUUCAUUUAAAACCAUUAUUAAAAUUCGCCCUUCCACAAAUUUCAUAUACUUUUACUAAAGGUCCUUGGAGACAAUCAUAUAUAAAAUUUGGUAUUGAUCCAAGAAUUUUACCAAAUUUAAGAAAUUAUCAAACUGAAGUAUUUAGAAUUCCAAAUUUUAGAACAAACAUACCUAAAGGGUUCAUGACUGAUAUACCAAAUUCUACACCAAGUGUUUUUAAAUUUGAUGGACAACAAUUACCAAUGUCUUUAACUUUCCAACUUGAAAAUUUAAUUGAUACUGAUGUUGUUAUAUUAUUAUCUAAAGCUAUUAUAAAUAAAGAAUGUGACUUUUAUGAUGGUUGGUUUGAUAAAUUAACAAUGUUUAAACUAAGAAGAUUAAUGAGAUAUAAAUUAAAAAUGGUUGUGGAUGGAUUAACUAUGAAUUCUGAUAAAUUACAUCAUAUUUUACAUAAUUUACAAUUACAAGAAGGUAAAGAUAAUGAAGAUGAUGAAGAAGAUGAUGAAGAUGAAGGAAAUGAUCAAAAUGAUGAUGAUAAUGAUGAAGAUAAUGAUGAUGAUGAAUUUGAAGAUUAUGAACUUGAUUUAAAAAAUGCAAAUUAUGAUGAAAUUUUAAAAUAUAUUGGUCGUUUUAAUGGUAAAGGUGCUGAAAAAUUGAAAGAAUUAAGUAAUGUUCUGAAACAAGAUGAUAUUGAUAUAUAA
Messenger RNA from Hansenula ciferrii, 1557 nucleotides. RefSeq names its product transcription factor TFIIIC subunit TFC1 (gene TFC1). Gene Ontology annotation, biological process: transcription initiation at RNA polymerase III promoter. Gene Ontology annotation, cellular component: transcription factor TFIIIC complex. The record is from RefSeq and is a predicted model, not a curated record. The transcript has a single exon. NCBI's taxonomy places the organism in Eukaryota, Fungi, Ascomycota, Saccharomycetes, Phaffomycetales, Wickerhamomycetaceae. Bases 1 to 1557 code for a protein of 518 amino acids.